Molecule: messenger RNA, 1077 nt
Organism: Bactrocera oleae (olive fruit fly)
Lineage: Eukaryota; Metazoa; Arthropoda; Insecta; Diptera; Tephritidae
Source: RefSeq, a predicted model, not a curated record
CACAGCAAUAGUUCUACUUACGAAAUCAGCAUGAUGUGGGGAGGAUUCUUCGCUGUACUGUUAUUGGCUCUAAUGCCACACGCCAUACUGAGUGCUGAACAACUCGAGGUGGAGACAGUCUAUGAAAAAAUGGUAUUUGGCUUCGCCACGCAAGCAGAUCGUCAAGACGCAAUAGACAAUGGCAAUUUAUCCGAAAAUGCAACACCCAUCAGUUGGCGGUCCAUCAGGACUGCGAAAGGGAUCACGUGUCUUUCAACGUACCCAGAUUCAACGGGCAUUCCGUAUACUUUGGCGGUGGUGACGAGCCAAUGAGGCGAUGGACCAGUCCUGCAGCCAUAUCCCGAUUACAGUUGGCACAAUUCAAAUGGUAGUGAUUGUGAUAAAUUACUUCUGUAUUCCGUGGCAGUAAGCAGGUGCAAUCAGCUGUUCGUACUUGAUUCGGGCAUUAUCGCUCGUUCAACUUGUUCUCCGCUACUUGUCUUCGAUUUAAACAGCGAUACCUUGUCCUAUCGUUAUCGUUUCGAUCCAAGCACUACACAGCACCGCUUCACUCUUCAUCACGCAACAGUUUCUAAUAGUCAUGUAUCCCAAUCCCGAAAAUGGUACACCUCACUUGCCGGUGAGUUCACUCUAAUGGAUGGCAUAUUUGGUUUGGCCAGUGAUGACAGUAACUUCCAUCCAUUGGCUUCUGUCCACGAGUAUGCAGUGCCGUUGAGCGUCGUAAGCACUACCCAUUUUGAGAACAAUUCGGGUGCCAUGCCGCUGGCUUUCCGUCAGGUGGCCACACGUGGCAGUUCAUGUGCCGCCGAGGCGAUUGAUAGUCAAAACAUCUACUGUGUUACAUUAAAUCCAGUCAUGUUGACUCGCUGGAAUCCGAAUAAACCGUAUAAUGUUCAAAUGCCGGCAGAUCCUCAACUGCUGGAGUUUGUAAGCGCAUGAAGUCACAAAACCACCGGCAAUGGAUUAUGGAUGAUGUCUAAUCGCUAUCAGAAAGUCGCAAAUGGCAAUUUGAGUUUUAAUGAAGUUAAUUUCCGCAUUGUGCGUCGAUCACUUGAUGACGUACAGGCGACAAAUUAA